GAACCAAAAAUCCAAAUUUGAAGAAAAUUGCUGACCCAAAGGUAUACUGUAACCUUAAUGUAACAUUCGUUAAUUCCAUGAAGGAUGAAAAAAGAGCUCGUACUGACAGUGGAUAACAGGGCGCAGGAUCAAAAUUCCUACGUGACCUGUGCUACGCCACACAAGAAACAGCUAUAAGUGAGCUAGGCACAUUCAAAAUCUGCUGUACUCUGGAAGACACCAAACAGAUUGCUGACUUGCUCUAUUUCAAUCUUGACAAACUAACUCUCACACAACUUGCUGCACUAGCUAAAGGGGUCAAAACUCACUCAACAUUAAAUAUUGAACACUCUGAAUGCAAAGUAGAUGCAACUCACACCCGGAUAAACUUAGGAAAAUUUUGUUACAACCUUUUGACACAGGAAAUAGCUGGUGUUAUCCAAUGGAACAAAACUUCAGAUAUUAAGCACCAUAUCAACAGGCAACAAACAAGCUUAACACGCAUCGGAAACAAACAAUUGCGAUCAAUCCUUGUUUCUUGCCACCAGGGAACUGUGCCAGGAUUUUGUUCACACAGACAAAUGCACCCCACAUUCUUCAUCCUCUCCAAUCUGAAGAAAAGAAGCCAAAUUUUUCAAAUCUUUUAUUAUCAGUGAGAUUUAUGAACAAACUUUUCAGCUCCAGAAAGCCAAAAGAAGAAUUUCCAGAUGAGUGGUAUCUCUAUAAGUCAAGGGUUAUAGAACUUGGUUGCCAACUCACGCUGUACUAUUCUUAUGCAAGAUGGAGUAGUUAUGUGUUUAUGUGGUUCUGGUAUGGCGGCAACACAUGUAAUGUGUGACUCCGCAGUUUCUAAACCCUUUUGGGCUCCUCUUUGCUUAUUGCUCCUUGUUUUAUAUGUGGUUCUGGAACCAAAUCAACGCAGCAACCUUACAAGCCGAAGCAGCUGUGAAGCAUUAAGAUUAAAAUUCCUGGAAGAAGUUUUAUCAUUUCGACUUCCUUCGAGGCAUACACGCCGGAGGACGUUCAUGCUGCUAAGGGUGCCUCACAACACGGGAGCUACAAGCUCGUUUCAACUGCACCUGAAGUCAGGGGAUAUUCAUCCGAAUCCUGGACCAAAGAAGAGAAAUACCGCUAAAUAUCCUUGCGGAGAAUGCCAAUGCAAUGUGCAAAAUAAUCAAGACGCCAUUUUGUGUGUGGAAUGUCAAAGGUGGUUUCAUGCAAUGUGCAUCAAUAUGAGCAAAGCGACUUUCAAAUACUAUCUUAAGAAUUUUAAUCUCCCUUGGACCUGUUCCUUCUGCUCUUUACCGAAGUUCAGUGAUUCUUUCUUUGAACAACCGAAUGAUGGUCCUGGUUCUUCGAUAAUCAAUUCGCAGGAGGCUUACGGAGGUGUUGCUAGAGAUUUGUGCAUCGGCUCCUCAGAUGAUUAUGCAGAACCCUCUGUUGUAGAUGACAGUUUGAGGGAGUUUGCAAUGAGCCUGCGGCAAUCAUCUGUUAAAGAUUUUAAAGUGGCGCACCUGAAUGUUAGGAGCCUUCGAUCGAAGAUUGAUGAGAUUCGCUUGCUACAAGAAUUAUGUAAUUUCGACAUUCUCGCAAUAACAGAGUCGCAUCUCGACAGUUCUGUUCCUGACUUUCAUAUCGAAAUUGAGGGUCUUCGCUUUUUCCGUUUGGAUAGGCCAAAACGUAAAGGAGGAGGGUGUGUGCUGUACUACGCGGAAAAUCUUACUGUCAUUUACAGAAGAGAUCUGUCCGAUAAGAACCUUGAGGCUAUCUGGAUUCAAGUGAAUUUCCCAUCAGUAACUGCUUUAUUUUCUGUUAUUUACAGAGCACCAGAUGAUAAUGACUUCUUCGAUAAAUUUCAGAAACAAUUAGAAAGCGCAUGGCUCAGAUCAUCCUAC
This is a messenger RNA of Orbicella faveolata, 1874 nucleotides long. RefSeq lists its product as uncharacterized. NCBI's taxonomy places the organism in Eukaryota, Metazoa, Cnidaria, Anthozoa, Scleractinia, Merulinidae. Gene Ontology annotation, biological process: larval heart development; cell adhesion involved in heart morphogenesis. The record is from RefSeq and is a predicted model, not a curated record. Gene Ontology annotation, molecular function: catalytic activity. Gene Ontology annotation, cellular component: extracellular matrix.